AUGGCUUCCCAGCAAGUGCGACAGUGGGGAGUGACACCACCGAUAUCAAUGACUCUGCCGACCCCCGAAGAGGUGGCAGCAAACGACGAUCUGAUUGCCGAAUUAAAAGCUCAGAACAAUUUCGAGCUGCCUGCGGAGACUGAGAAGAGAAAGCAGUCGCUGCAGCUCAUGCAACGUGUCACAGUCGAAUUCAUCAAGGUAGUCAGUCGACGGAAAGGCUUGUCGCAGGCUGCGAUCGACGCAUCGGGAGGAAAAGUCUUUACGUAUGGAAGCUAUCGUCUAGGAGUCUACGGCCCUGGAUCUGAUAUCGAUACCCUAAUCGUGGCGCCAAAACACGUCUUCAUAGAAGAUUUCUUUGCCGAUUUCCCCCCUGUUCUUGAACGCAUGUCCCCUCCAGGCGCGAUCGAGAAGCUGACGCCUGUCCCCGAUGCGUAUGUCCCUCUCAUAAAACUGGAGUUCUCUGGAAUUAGUUUCGAUUUAAUUUUCGCACGGUUGAUCAUCCCAUCGAUCCCACUGAACCUUGAUCUAAAAAAUAACGACUACCUGCGGGGUCUGGACGACAAGGAGGUGCGGUCGCUUAACGGAACUCGCGUCACCGAUCAGAUCCUGGAACUUGUCCCACAAGAGAAAACAUUCCGUCUCGCCUUGAGGGCAAUUAAGCUUUGGGCACAGCGCCGUGCAAUCUACGCCAAUAUCGUUGGCUUUCCGGGAGGUGUCGCAUGGGCGAUGCUGGUCGCGCGUGUCUGUCAGCUGUAUCCCCAAGCCACUGGAUCCGUCAUUGUUGGCAAGUUCUUCCGCAUCAUGAACAAAUGGGCCUGGCCACAGCCAGUUCUACUAAAACCAAUUGAAGACGGUCCCUUGCAGAUGAAAGUGUGGAAUCCAAAGAUUUAUCAUGGCGAUCGGUUCCAUCUUAUGCCCAUUAUCACCCCCGCAUACCCCUCUAUGUGCGCCACCCACAAUAUCUCGAUGUCUACAAAAGCAGUCAUUUUACGCGAGCUGCAAAGAGGUGGUGAUAUUGUUGACAAGAUAUUUGGAAAGCAACUUACCUGGAAUGACCUUUUCACACGUCACACUUUCUUUUCAAAUGAUUACAAGUAUUACCUUCAGAUCACAGCUUCAAGCAAAACGAAAGACGCUCAGUCAGUCUGGUCCGGUCUGGUGGAAUCUAAACUCAGACACUUGGUUGGUGCGUUAGAUAGGAAAUCUAUAAUUGCCGUCGCACACCCUUUCCCCAAGGGAUUUGAGAGAGAGCAUAGGGUAAAAGAUGACGCAGAGGCAGAACAAGUCAAGAACGGAUCUACUCAGUUCCAGGCCCAAGGAACCAUAACUGAGACUACCGAUGAGACUAACGACCCUUCUCACGAUGCAGCCGCCAAAAACGGAGCCGAAGAUGCUCAAGUCCCUGGCACUGAAACCACCAAGCCGGACGAAUCGGAUAGUCGCUCAAUUUACACGACUACCUAUUACAUUGGACUGGAGCUCAAACCACUGGAGCCGGGCUCUUCGCGGUCUCUUGACAUUUCUGUAGAUGCGAACAUCUUCAAAUCAACAUGCACUUCGUGGCAGGGCUUUCAGCAGGGAAUCAACGAACUUAGUAUUCUGCAUGUUAGAAAUUUUGACUUGCCGGAUGAUGUUUUCCAGCCGGGAGAGACACGACCAAGUCGGCCAAAGAAGAAGGUUGCAAAGAAGCCUGCAACCGCGGUUACUCAGAAACGGACUAUCGACGCAGUAGACGUAAGUCGCAUAGAACCGAACUACUGGAGCUGGAUGACUAAAAGCACGGCUCGUGCCAAUGCUUCUUCCACUUAUGACGGUGGGGGGAAUGAUACUGACGACAGGUUACAGGACACGAUACAGCCACAAGCAAAGCGUCAGGUAUCUUCAAACGGUUUACCUCAUGCAGCGACACCAGCUUGA
Molecule: messenger RNA, 1917 nt
Organism: Talaromyces proteolyticus
Lineage: Eukaryota; Fungi; Ascomycota; Eurotiomycetes; Eurotiales; Trichocomaceae
Product: poly(A) polymerase Pap
Exons: 5
Coding region: 1-1917 (638 amino acids)
Cellular component (GO): nucleus
Molecular function (GO): RNA binding; poly(A) RNA polymerase activity
Source: RefSeq, a predicted model, not a curated record